ACAACAAGUAGAGCAUUGUCAAAUCCUAAAUUCUUGAAAUUAGAACUUCUGUUUCAUUUCAAGGGCUCCCAAAUGCUUUUCAGCCUUUGGGUAAGCCAUCGAUCCCAAUGGAUUUCAGACUGAAAUUCAUCCAUUAGCUUGAAAAUCAUAAUUCAGUUUACCUCCAUAUCUCUCAUUCCCACAUACUUCAUCAAUUCGAGAAAGAACUGACUCGGAAACGAAGGCCAUUCAUUCCCGCGCAGAUUUGAAAUGAAACCCCACAUACCAGAAUUAGCUACUCGAGUGAGCAGAGCCAUACUUUCAAUUUCAAAUCACACAAGCCCGGCUGGAUCAUGGACCCCUUCACUGGAGCAGAAUUUGCAUCGACUCGGUUUUCGCCAAACGUUAAAUCCAUCUCUCGUCUCUCAAGUCAUCGACCCUCAUCUUCUUACCCAUCACUCCCUCGCUCUCGGUUUCUUCAAUUGGGCUUCUCAGCAACCUGGUUUCGCCCACAAUUCCGAUUCAUACAAGUCGAUUCUCAAGUCUCUCUCUCUUUCACGCCAAUUUGGGGCCAUUCAUAGUCUCUUGAAACAGGUAAAAACUCAGAAAAUUGGCCUCGAUUUAUCAGUUUAUUGCUCUGUUAUUGAUUCCUUGAUCAUUGGCAAGAAGACCCAUGAUGCUUUUUUGGUUUUUAAUGAGGUUACUGAUGUUAUUGGAUCCGAAUCAUGUAAUUCGCUUUUGGCUGCUCUUGCUUCUGAUGGGUUUUUUGAGCAUGCCCAGAAAGUUUUCGGUGAAAUGUCUCUUAAAUGCAUUCCUUUUAACACUCUUGGCUUUGGUGUGUUUAUAUGGAGGGUUUGUAGAAAUACUGAUGUAGUUAAAGUUUUGAACAUGAUAGAUGAUGCCAGGACCAACAAUUCGGAGAUCAAUGGUUCUGUUAUUGCCACAUUGAUCAUUCAUGGGCUCUGUGGGGCGUCUAGACUUGCAGAAGCUUCAAACAUUUUGGAUGAGCUUAAGAAUAGGGGUUGCAAGCCCGACUUUUUGACGUAUUGGAUUCUUGGAGAAGCGUUUCGGUCAUCAGGGAAUGUGGUUGACAGGGAGAAAAUCCUGAAGAAGAAGAGAAAGUUGGGGGUAGCUCCAAGGCUUAAUGAAUACAAGGAGUAUUUAUUUGCUUUAAUAGCUGGAAGACGGAUAUGUGAAGCUAAAGAGUUAGGUGAAGUUAUUGUCAAAGGAAAUUUUCCUAUGGAUGAGGAGGUUUCUAAUGUGCUGAUAGGGUCAGUGGCUUCCAUUGAUCCUUAUUCUGCUAUUAUUUUCUUCAAGUUCAUGGUCGAGAAAGGGAGAUUCCCAACUCUCUUGACUUUAAGAAAUCUGAGUAGGAAUUUAUGUAAGCAUGGAAAGAUUGAUGAACUGUUGGAAGUUUACCAAGUUCUGAGUAGAAAUAACUACUUCAAUGAUUUUGAUAGAUAUCAUUUAAGAAUUUCAUUCUUAUGCAAGGCUGGAAUGGUGAAAGAGGCCUAUGGUGUUUUGCAGGAGAUGAAGAAAAAUGGAUUUACCCCUGAUGUAUCUUUUUACAAUUCUGUCCUAGAAACAUGUUGUAGAGAAGAUUUGCUUCGGCCUGCUAAGAAGCUGUGGGAUGAGAUGUUUGCUAGUGGCUGUGAUGGUAAUUUGAAGACGUAUAACAUCCUCAUUCAAAAGUUCUCAAAAUCCAAUCAAAUCGAGGAAGCUUUGGUGCUUUACCAUCAUAUGCUUGGAAAAUCGGUUGAACCCGAUAUUACAAUCUACAUGUCCCUGCUUCAAGGGCUCUGUCAGCAUUCACAACUUGAAGCUGCUUUUGAAGUCUUUAGCAAGUCUGUAGAACAGGAUGUAAAUCUUGCGGGAACCUUGCUGAGCACUUUUAUCUUGUGUCUAUGUAAAGCAGGUCAUUUCCUUGCUGCAUCCAAGUUACUCUGUGGUCUAUCAAGCGACAUUGCUCACCCAGUCACCCAUGUAACUUUACUGAAAGGUUUUGCAGAUGCUGGAAAGGUUCCACUGGCUAAGCAACAUUUAGAAUGGGUUCAAGAGACUUCUCCAUCAAUGUUGUCUGUUAUAUCCAGUGAGUUAUUAGCAUUUCUUCCUUCCUCCCCAAGAGCAGAUCAAAUUUUACAGAUUCUUCAAACAAUACAAGAACUAUCACGUUUUAGCAAUUGAUGAAGAUAUUAUGAAGUUCUUCAAUAGAUGCAAUCCUACACGAUCAAGUCGGAUACUGGUUGUUAUAUAGCAGCACACAAUAUCGUGAAAGUUUUGUGUUACAGGGUAUAGACAUCUUCAACAUUGCUUUCUUCCUCUAUGGAAGCAUGAGAACCAAAAAGUGUAGAUUUUUAUUUAACCCAUGCACCAAACCUAGUGUUUAGCCAUCCAUUUUUAGCCGAAACUUCAUAAGGGUCGUUUAUUGCUCAGGAAGGAGCAUUGCUAAUUAUUCGACCUUGAAACUUAGAAAUGACAAGUUAAUUCGUUCUCUUCUUGCUCUGUUUCUUAGUAAAAUAUAAAAUUGACUUCAGGUUCUUCCUGGCCGGUUCUUAAAAA
Molecule: messenger RNA, 2538 nt
Organism: Benincasa hispida (wax gourd)
Lineage: Eukaryota; Viridiplantae; Streptophyta; Magnoliopsida; Cucurbitales; Cucurbitaceae
Product: Tetratricopeptide repeat (TPR)-like superfamily protein
Molecular function (GO): protein binding
Source: RefSeq, a predicted model, not a curated record